AUUUAUUCCUUUUUAACCCCAAUACGCAUAUUCAUUUUGUGACUACCCAUAGUCUAUGUUUUAGUCCGAUGUCUUCUCAUUUGGAGUGAUCCUCUGUCAGCUGAUUGCAAGGAUCGAAGCGGAUCCUGAUAGUGGACUACACCGUACAAGCAAUUUCGGUCUCGAUUACGUUCGCUUUACUCCUUGCUGUCCACUGGACACACCAAUAGCAUUUUUGAAACUAGCUUUCCAUUCUUGCGUGAUGGAUCCCCUGGAGCGGCCUUCGUUCGAAAUGAUUGUUAUCCUACUACAAAAGGUGUUCACAACGUUACCCUCUUCUCCCGCGCAUUCACCGCGAGAUGCAAGGGAAGCUAAGCUGGCUCGUUCCCGAUCUGAUGCUGCGUUGAAGAAAGAAGCAGCUUUGGCAACGAGAAAGUAUUCCCAUCAUAAUCCCAGAAAUAUCCGUCCAAUUGUGGAAGGAGUAGCAGUUGAAGAAACAUCAUUUCUUGCCAUGGAAAAACUUGCACGAGAUGUAGCUCGCGAUGAACCAACGCCAGAUCAUACAAAUCCAUUUUUGGAUCAUGAGCGUUUUCGCAAGGAGAGAAAGAUCUUGCCAAGAAAGAGUAAUCGACGACGUAGUGAAACAAAACCUGAACGCGGUACCUCUGCCACUAAUUGCUUCAUUGAGGAUCAUCUUAGGUGUUCGUUGCAUAGGUAA
Cylicostephanus goldi is the source of this 697-nucleotide messenger RNA. The record is from the annotation of a GenBank genome assembly. Lineage: Eukaryota; Metazoa; Nematoda; Chromadorea; Rhabditida; Strongylidae.